This is a messenger RNA of Contarinia nasturtii (swede midge), 818 nucleotides long. RefSeq lists its product as uncharacterized. The transcript has 2 exons. Lineage: Eukaryota; Metazoa; Arthropoda; Insecta; Diptera; Cecidomyiidae. The record is from RefSeq and is a predicted model, not a curated record. The coding region runs from base 53 to 679 and encodes 208 amino acids.
GUCACAGAAUGAUCAAGUAUUGUAUUUUCAUAGCAAAAUAUUUUUCCGCAAAAUGAAGUUUCUCAUUCAAGCUCUUUUUUUGGUCGUCAUUUUUACAUGUGACAUUCAGUCGGCGAAGGUGUUUGAAAGUUUAUGUACCGACCAUUCCCAAGUCUCAUUUGCCUAUGAACGAGUUAAAACUAUUUUGAAUCACUUGUCGAAAGAUAAUCAGGUAGUUAAAGAUGUGCUGGCUUCGGUUGAAGCUGAAUGGGGGCCAGUCGUAGAUAAUAUUGCCGCAUUUUCUGAGAGAUGUCAUACUUGUGCCCAGCUUUACGACAAAGAUGUGCAGAAGUAUCAGAAAAAGGCUUCAGCUGACAAAAAAAUCGCACCGAUAUUCAAAAAAGCCGUGAACGAAUAUUUAAGCGACUUUAGAGACAUGACAACUCAAUUGGAUGUAUAUACAACACCGAUGAUAAAUAAUUUCCUAGCACCAAUCAUAAAUGAAGACGAUGCAAGUGAAAUAUUCAAAUAUUUACAAGAUAAGUUAAGCGAUUUGAUGGAGAUUUUUCAACAUGUGCACAAUCAAUCGGAUGUGUUAAUUGAGCAUACACGCUGCGAACAUUCCAGCAAAUUUGAUUCGGAUCUUCAAUAUGUCCUUAAAAAUAAAAAACUUAGACCCAAAACACCGUGUACCCACUGAGCAAAUUUGCCAAAAUCAUAAAAAUCUACAUCAUACAUAUGGGUUUUUACGUUUUCAAAAGGGGCACGACUAUCCUCAGCUGAAUACAAUGUUGUAACGAUUUUUGAUUAAAUAAAAUAAAUGCUGUACAAAAAUAAAA